AUGGUUCAGACUGACGUGCUAAACGGUGUUUUCACUCCAGUGGUCAAAGACUCUAUUGCCCGUAUUGUACACUACCUCCGCAAGAGGCUGGUGGGCAAGACCAUCGCCAAUGCUGCGGCCAUAGAUGAUAGCAGCGUAUUUGGCAAGGUCGGAACCAGUGGAAAGGAGGUUGAGGAAGCUCUGAAAGGCAGAACGGUUGUCUCCGCCGGCUCUCAAGGAAAAUAUUUCUGGAUAACGUUAGACAAGCCACCGCAUCUGGUAAUGCAUUUUGGCAUGACGGGCUGGGUACACAUAAAUGGCGAGAAGACGGCUUAUACAAACUACUACAAGAAAAUGAAGGAGAGUGACAUUGCUCAAUGGCCCCCCAAGUUUUGGAAGUUCCACCUCAGCACAGAUGACAAGGAGCCCGUCGAAGUCGCAUUCACCGAUGCCCGGAGGUUUGGACGCGUGCGUCUUGUCAACUGUCCUGGCGAAUCCAUUCGAAAGCAUUCGCCCCUUGUGGAGAACGGACCUGAUCCCGUUGUCGACAAGGACAUCUUCACAGAGGAAUAUCUGCGCGGCAAGAUGAAGUCCCGGCACGUCCCCAUCAAGGCCCUGCUGCUGGACCAAGCCAUGAUCAGCGGUAUCGGCAACUGGGUCGCUGAUGAGACCCUCUACCAAGCCAAACUCCACCCGGAGCAAUACUCCGAUACAUUUGAUGAAAAGGAAAUCGCAAAGCUGCACGAAUCCAUCCGUUAUGUCUGCCAACUGGCCGUGGACAAACUGGGCGACUCGGAUGAGUUUCCCGAUCACUGGCUCUUCAACUACCGAUGGGGCAAGGGCGACAAAGAUGCAGCGACUAAGCUCCCCAACGGAGAAAAGCUCGCCUUCAUCACUGUCGGCGGACGGACGAGCUGCUACGCACCAGGCGUGCAGAAGAAAACCGGUGCCGUUGUUGCCAGCGCAAAGACGGAGCCCGUGAAGAGCGAAUCAGGGAAGAGCAAGCCCGCAAAGGGUAAGGCAGCGAAGAGCAAACUAAAGGAAGAAGAAGAUGAUGAAGACGAGGUGGCCGAAGAGAAGAAACCAAAACGAUCACGAAAGCAGGCGGCGGUAGUCAAGGAAGAGUCUGAAGAGGCUGAUGAUGCGGCCCCCCCUGCCAAGAAGAGACGGGGCAAGGCAGCGCCGGCGGCGAGCAAAUCGGAGCCUGCUCCUGUUAAAAAGGAAGUGGUGGAGGAAGACCAGGGUCGUCGCCGGUCUAGUCGCCUGAGGAAGUAG
Trichoderma aggressivum f. europaeum is the source of this 1254-nucleotide messenger RNA. RefSeq lists its product as uncharacterized. Gene Ontology annotation, cellular component: nucleus. The record is from RefSeq and is a predicted model, not a curated record. The coding region runs from base 1 to 1254 and encodes 417 amino acids. The transcript has 5 exons. Gene Ontology annotation, molecular function: DNA-(apurinic or apyrimidinic site) endonuclease activity; zinc ion binding; DNA N-glycosylase activity. Lineage: Eukaryota; Fungi; Ascomycota; Sordariomycetes; Hypocreales; Hypocreaceae. Gene Ontology annotation, biological process: base-excision repair.